CGCAGAGCCGGUGGAGCUCUGCUGAGACCCGGCUCUGCGCGGUCUGGGGCUGCUGAUGCCCCUCGCGCUCCCCACUACGCUGCCGCAGCCAGGCCGCAUCUGGACGGGGCGCCGCGCGGCGGGGCCGACACCGGGCCACAAUGCUGCUUGGGGCGUCUCUGGUGGGGGUGCUGCUGUUCUCCAAGCUGGUGCUGAAACUGCCUUGGACCCACGUGGGGUUCUCCCUGCUGUUCCUCUACCUGGGGUCUGGAGGCUGGCGCUUUGUCCGAAUCUUCAUCAAGACCAUAAGACGUGAUAUCUUCGGCGGCAUAGUACUCCUGAGGGUGAAGGCAAAGGUCCGGCGGUACCUGCGGGAGCAGCGGACAGUACCCAUUUUGUUCGCCUCUACGGUACAGCGCCACCCCGACAAGACAGCCUUGAUCUUUGAGGGCACAGACACCCACUGGACCUUCCGCCAGCUGGAUGAUUACUCCAGCAGCGUGGCCAACUUCCUGCAGGCUCGGGGCCUGUCCUCGGGCGACGUGGCCGCUCUCUUCAUGGAGAACCGCAAUGAGUUCGUGGGCCUGUGGCUGGGCAUGGCCAAGCUGGGCGUGGAGGCAGCACUUGUCAACACCAACCUCCGGCGGGAUGCCCUGCGCCACUGCCUGACCACCUGCCGGGCCCGGGUCCUCAUCUUUGGCAGCGAGAUGGCCCCAGCCAUCUUUGAAAUCCAAGCCAGCCUGGAUCCCUCACUCAGCCUCUUCUGCUCUGGCCCCUGGGAGCCCAGCACAGUGCCCGCCGGCACGGAGCACCUAGACCCCCUGCUGGAAGAUGCCCCCACGCACCUGCCCGGUCGCCCUAACAAGGGCUUCACAGAUAAGCUUUUCUACAUCUACACGUCGGGCACCACGGGGCUGCCCAAAGCCGCCAUCGUGGUGCACAGCCGGUAUUACCGCAUGGCCGCCCUGGUGUACCACGGAUUCCGGAUGCGGCCCGACGACAUUGUCUACGACUGCCUGCCCCUCUACCACUCCGCAGGAAACAUCGUGGGAGUGGGGCAGUGCCUACUGCAUGGCAUGACAGUGGUGAUCCGGAAGAAGUUCUCCGCCUCCCGGUUCUGGGAUGACUGUAUCAAGUACAACUGCACGAUUGUGCAGUACAUCGGCGAGCUGUGCCGCUACCUCCUGAACCAGCCGCCCCGGGAGGCGGAACACCAGCACCGGGUGCGCAUGGCACUCGGCAACGGCCUCCGCCAGUCCAUCUGGACCGACUUUUCUAGCCGUUUCCACAUCCCCCAGGUGGCCGAGUUCUAUGGGGCCACUGAAUGUAACUGCAGUUUGGGCAACUUCGACAGCCAGGUGGGGGCCUGUGGCUUCAACAGCCGCAUCCUGUCCUUUGUGUACCCCAUCCGGCUGGUACGAGUCAACGAGGACACCAUGGAACUGAUCCGGGGGCCCAAUGGCGUCUGCCUUCCCUGCCAGCCAGGUGAACCGGGCCAGCUAGUGGGCCGCAUCAUCCAGCAGGACCCCCUGCGCCGCUUUGACGGCUAUCUGAACCAGGGUGCCAGCAAUAAGAAGAUCGCCAAGGACGUCUUCCAAAAGGGGGACCAGGCCUACCUCACCGGUGACGUGCUGGUGAUGGACGAGCUGGGCUACCUGUAUUUCCGAGACCGCACGGGAGACACGUUCCGCUGGAAAGGGGAGAACGUGUCCACCACCGAGGUGGAGGGCACGCUCAGCCGCCUGCUGGACAUGUCCGACGUGGCAGUGUAUGGUGUCGAGGUGCCAGGAACCGAGGGCCGGGCCGGAAUGGCCGCGGUGGCCAACCCUGCUGGCAGCUGUGACCUGGAGCGCUUCGCACAGCUCCUGGAGAGGGAGCUGCCGCUGUACGCCCGCCCCAUCUUCCUGCGCUUCCUGCCUGAGCUGCACAAAACAGGGACCUUCAAGUUACAGAAGACAGAGCUUCGGAAGGAAGGCUUUGACCCGGCAGUGGUGAAAGACCCACUGUUCUACCUGGAUGCCCGGAAGGGCCGCUACGUCCCGCUGGACCAAGAGGCCUACACCCGCAUCCAGGCUGGCGAGGAGAAGCUGUGAUUUGCCCCGAGCCCCUCUAAGGGCCAGCGGGUGCUGGAUCCAGAGCCCCAGUUCCCACCCCAGAGGGGUCGUGGGCAAUGCCAGACCAAAGCAAGCAGGACCCGGCACCUCCACCCUGAGGUGCUUACACCCUCCCCCUCAAAACUGCCCAGUGACUCACUGCCGCUUCCCCCUGCCCCCCAAGAGGCUUUCUGUGAAAGCCUCAAGUCCAUGUUCCGUCUUCGAGGCCAUGUGGGGGCUCUGGGCCCGAGGCUGAGACGGACUGGGCCCCUUAGGAUGAUGUCGCAGGGCAGGGCAGGGGCAGGUGGAGGGUCACCAAGGACUCCCCAGAGAGCAGGGAGCUUGUAAAUGGGACCAGGGCAGAAGCCCCCAGACUCAGGAAGCCGACGGAGUGGGCAGGGGCUGCAGUGGCAGUUGAUCAGGUGGCCAGAGAGGAAGAUCCUGGCCCCGGAGCUGUUCCAGUGUCACUCAGCACUGCCUACACCUCCAGGGGGAUAGGAGGAGGACCCCGACCUGCAGCAGGCAGCCUGGACUGAGUGCCCCCCCAUCCUCCUCUCCUGGGUGGCAGCCUGGCUGCCCCUCAGGCGGGACCUUUCUCCUUGUAGGUCUGUCCACAUCACUUUCUCCAUUGAAGUCCUGGGCUGGCUAUGAGAGGAGGAGGGGUGGGGGUGGGGGUGAUUCAGUGGCCAAUAAACUGCCUUGGCUCCCCCCCCAGCCUGUGUGCAUGCCACCUGAGCUCACUGCACCCACUCAGGCCCCACCUCCUGCCCCUCCAGCCCAUUCACUCACUCGGGCUUAGGCAUACAGCAGGUAAGAUGCCUCGAUGAGUUGGCAAGGUAUUUAAUAGCGUGAGCUUAAAAGUCCAAACCAGCUGUGUCACUUUUGAGUUUGUGGUCUGGGGCAAAAGACUCAGUGUCCUCAUCUGUGAAAGGGGCAUAAUCAGGAGGAUUCAGAGAGCACAGGGACCCAUUUUGAGGAAAGGGCUAUUCAGAGCCUUUGAGGGAGAAAACCCUAACCCAGGGCCUGAUCACAUCUCCAGACCUUUGCUCAUGCAUUUCCCUAGGGGUCUGGGGGCUGUGUGAGCCAGAGCCAGGCUGCCUGACCAGUUCUGGCAGAGUCCAGGAAAGCUUCCCAGAGUGAUAUUCCCAGGGCCACGGCACAAGCCGCGCCAGUGGAGAGGCAGCUGUCUCCAAGGCCCCAUCGCUGGAGUCACACCCAGGCUGGAAACGCAUGGCCCUUUGGGAAAGGGGUCCAACCCAGCCCAGCCCGAUGGGCCAUGUGUGCCUCUGGGCCUUAUCUUCACUAUUGAAGCUUCACCACUUGCUGAGAGGUCACACAGCAGUAGGGGGGUGGGGGGGCUGGAAUGCAAACCCAAGCCCCUGUUGCUUCCUGCUGCCCCACCCGCCUCCUGGUGCAGAAGGCCAGGGGAAAGCCAAGAGCUUCCAUUCCACCCAUGACUGUGGAGCCAACUGUGAGCCCCGCCCUAGGCCUGCUGCUCUGAUGGCCAGGGUGGAAGGGGGCCAGGAUGAGAUCCGGGAUGCCUCCUAGGGGAGGAACUUUGAAAUAUAGAAGAAUCUGAUGCUGCUCUUGGGGGAAAGUGGGGUGCAGAGCUGGAGCUGGGCCCUUGGGGAGAGGUGCUGAGGGGGUUGGGGGGGAGGUGACAGUCAUGGCUGCAGUGUCCCAGUGUGGCCAGCAGAGGGCAUGCAGAGCUUGGAGAAUCUCAUCUUGGUCCUCGGCGCUCAGCCUCCAAAAGUGGGAAGGAGGGGCUGUGAGUCCCACCUCAGGCCCAGGCAGGUACCCAGCCCAGAGCACCCUGUGGCAGGGCUUUGAGGACCUGAGGUCAAACUUCCAAGGGGCUGGACCUGGCUGACAGUGUGGCUUUCUGUCUAACCCUUAGCAGUGAGUGCUUUCCGAUGGGAUAGCCCCCCCCCCCACCCCGUUCCUUCCUUAGGUCACCUGGAGAGUUGGUGAACAGGCCUGCACUCAAGGCCAUUCGCCAGGCUAAGCCUCAGUUUCUCCUGUAAAUGGGGAUCUAGGAUAGUUGUGAACAUGCGUUGUGCCUGGAGAUCUCUUAACAUGCGGUCUGGUGCUGAUGUCUGCUUAGUACAUAGCAGUUUCAAGAUUAAAAAAAAAAAUCUAUAUUCAGAUGUUAAGACCCCAGACUAGGCCUGAGUUGGCCACUUCUACACCA
Molecule: messenger RNA, 4263 nt
Organism: Ailuropoda melanoleuca (giant panda)
Lineage: Eukaryota; Metazoa; Chordata; Mammalia; Carnivora; Ursidae
Gene: SLC27A4
Product: solute carrier family 27 member 4
Exons: 13
Coding region: 141-2072 (643 amino acids)
Biological process (GO): long-chain fatty acid metabolic process; medium-chain fatty acid transport; long-chain fatty acid import into cell
Cellular component (GO): endoplasmic reticulum membrane; plasma membrane
Molecular function (GO): oleoyl-CoA ligase activity; long-chain fatty acid transmembrane transporter activity
Source: RefSeq, a predicted model, not a curated record